Messenger RNA from Epinephelus fuscoguttatus (brown-marbled grouper), 2622 nucleotides. It is a transcript of the gene zic4, whose product is annotated as zic family member 4. Bases 169 to 1770 code for a protein of 533 amino acids. The record is from RefSeq and is a predicted model, not a curated record. Gene Ontology annotation, cellular component: nucleus. Gene Ontology annotation, biological process: regulation of transcription by RNA polymerase II; central nervous system development. Lineage: Eukaryota; Metazoa; Chordata; Actinopteri; Perciformes; Serranidae. The transcript has 2 exons. Gene Ontology annotation, molecular function: RNA polymerase II cis-regulatory region sequence-specific DNA binding; DNA-binding transcription factor activity, RNA polymerase II-specific.
AUCAAAGCGUCCUGCUGCUGCCUCUCAACCGAAUGGGAUUCCAUGUAGUCUGCAGAUAGACUUAACUUUAUAAAGUCUUUUUUCUUUAUUUUUCAUUGCGAUUAAAAUAUAUUUGUCAUCAUCAUUAUUAUUUUGCCUGCUGUCAAGUUAUUCUAAAAUUAGGAAGUAAUGAGCGUGGAUGCAUUGGGAAGCCCCGUGAUGGACCCUACGUUUUCCAAACGGAACACGGCGCUGAGAUUAGUUGACUUGGCAGGGGCUCACCACCAUCACCAUCAUCACCACCAUACCCCUCAGAGCGUGACAGGCUUCCCGGGGUUCAGCAGCCAUCCACACUCAAUGGCUCACUCGCACCCUGGGGAGAUUACUGCGGAACCCCGCCUGGGGCCGAGUCCAUUCGGGCCAGAACACAUGGGGCACUCCGCGGCCCUCAAAAUCAGCCCAGCCCAUCAUUAUCCCCACCACCAUCACCACCACCACAAUCAUCAUAUGGCAGGCCACAGUGAAGUGGUCUCCAGUCAAACGGGAGCUUUUGGCCCGGUUCAGGCGACAUCGGUCCCCUAUUCUAUGUCUCACACGGCCCAGGCUUUAUCCGCAGGUAGGGAUUUCCUCAUCCGGAGAGAUCUGACAGCUCAAGCCAUGCCAGUACUGACUGACCAGACUGCUGGUUCAGCCUCUCACCACGGAAUGUUUGUCUCAACAACAGGUAGCUACCCCGGACACUAUGGUCAUCACCCUGACGCUGGGAACCAUACCCUCUUCUCCGGACUCCAUCACGACCAGCCUUCUAGCGGAUCACCGGGUGGCCAAGCGUUGAAUGGACAAAUAAGGUUAGGACUACCUGGAGAAAUGUACGUUAGGUCUGAUCACUUGAGUCAAGUGGCAAGCUCCAGGGCUGAUCCGUUCUCCGCCUCGCCGUUGCAUGGCUACGGUGGUCUGAAUCUGAACAUGAAUCUUAGCGCUCACCACCACCACCACCACGGAGCCGGUGCCUUUUUCCGCUACAUGAGGCAGCCGAUAAAGCAAGAGCUGAUUUGCAAGUGGCUGGAACCGGAGCACUCGCCGAAGAAACUUUGCUCCAAAACUUACAGCACCAUGCACGAACUCGUAACGCAUGUGACGGUGGAGCACGUUGGAGGACCGGAGCAGGCGAACCAUAUAUGUUUUUGGGAAGAGUGUCCGAGGGAAGGCAAACCAUUUAAAGCCAAGUACAAACUUGUAAAUCACAUUCGAGUGCACACCGGGGAGAAACCGUUUCCAUGCCCGUUCCCUGGCUGUGGGAAAGUGUUCGCCAGAUCCGAGAAUCUUAAGAUCCACAAAAGGACGCACACAGGUGAGAAGCCCUUCAAAUGUGAGUUUGACGGCUGCGACAGACGCUUCGCCAACAGCAGUGACCGGAAAAAGCACUCCCACGUCCACACCAGCGAUAAGCCCUACAACUGCAAAGUGAGAGGCUGCGAUAAGUCCUACACACACCCCAGCUCCCUGAGGAAACACAUGAAGGUGCACUGCAAGUCCCCCCCGCCCAGCUCAGGCUACGAGUCCUCCACCCCGUCCCUGGUCUCCCCCUCCUCAGACUUGGGAAGGGAGCCAGGAGGCUCCUCGGUGCUGUCGGAGCCGGUGGGAGCCUCCCAGCCCGCGAAUUUAAGUGAAUGGUACGUGUGCCACAGUUCAGGUGCCAGCGGCGCCCAAACACCGCCCAGCGGGCCCUCCACACCCGACCCCACAGACGAGCCACCUUACAGAAACCCGGAACCGAGGGACGCGUUUUAAUCCAAUUGGACUCAAACACGGUGCCAGAAGUGACAGAACACAUUUUCAAAAGCUUAACUAUUAAAAAUGGUUUGGCUUCGGUGCCUAUACGCCUGCGAAGGCCCACUGGUCCCCCUUUUGGAUGAGCCACCAAACAAGACACCCCAGAGCCAAGAGACGCAUUUGAACCACAUUGGAAGGAAAAAGUGCAAACCUUAAAGACGUGCUAAUUUCCAGGCACAGUUAAAAGAAUAUAUUUUCAAACCUCAGCUACUCAAAAUGGUUGGCUCAGUGCCUACGCGCCCUGACGGCCCACUGGUCCACUUGUGGAGAGAGUCGUGUAAAUCCGUUAGACUAUGUGGUACAUUAUUGUAGGCUAGGCAUGUUGGUGUACAAUUAUUUUGUAAAUUCGAGUUUCGACUUCGAUAUGUUUUUAUUUAUUUUUCAAUCUGAUAUUUUGUAUUAUCGAACCAAAGUGCAUGUUUCAAUUAGGGCGAAGAUGUACAUUUGUAAAUUUUGUAAGUUUCGAUGUGUUGAUGUUGAUAGUUUUGGAAGGAUCUGUCUCCAAGCAGUUUCUCACCGGUCACUGCGGUUAUUUGUACAAACAUUUUAUGUUUACAGCUAUUUUUUCUUUUCCAUUUGUGCAGAGGGUCAACAAUUGAACUGUUUCAUACGCCUGCAGUAUUUGAUAUACGACCGUGAAAUUAUAAAUGUUUUAUCAAAGUGGGCAUUUUGUGAUUUUGUAUCAUUGUCGUCAAUAUUUUUUUUUUCCUUUUUGGAUAUCUGAAAUCGAGCGGCACUCAAAAUGCGUACCGAAUUGCCUUGUAAUUUGUGAGUAUUUUGAAUAAAUCUUGUAUGACUAAAGUGAAAACU